This is a messenger RNA of Acanthocheilonema viteae, 495 nucleotides long. The record is from the annotation of a GenBank genome assembly. NCBI's taxonomy places the organism in Eukaryota, Metazoa, Nematoda, Chromadorea, Rhabditida, Onchocercidae.
AUGAGUGGUAGCAGUGCAACCGUAGUAACGCAGCGUUUAGCCCCGAAACGUCAAACGCUGGAUGAAGCGUAUGCACCACCAGCGAAUUUUCUAGAAAUUGAAGUGAUCAAUCCAAUAACCCAUGGUGUUGGAAAAACGCGCUAUACCGAUUAUGAGAUUCGAUUGAGGACAAAUUUGCCAAUAUUCAAGCAUAAGGAAUCAAGUGUUCGUCGUCGUUAUUCUGAUUUCGAAUGGCUUCGAGGUGAAUUGGAACGUGAUAGCAAGAUUGUCGUACCAACUUUGCCUGGUAAGGCAUUUAAACGGCAACUGCCGUUUCGUUCAGACGAUGGGAUAUUCGAGGAUUCGUUUAUCGAGGAAAGGAGGAAGGGCUUAGAACUGUUCAUCAACAAAGUUGCUGGACAUCCACUUGCACAAAACGAACGAUGCUUACAUAUCUUUCUACAGGAACCAAUAAUUGACAAGCAUUAUGUUCCAGGCAAAAUCCGUCUCACAUAA